This is a messenger RNA of Alternaria hordeiaustralica, 1854 nucleotides long. RefSeq lists its product as uncharacterized. Gene Ontology annotation, molecular function: flavin adenine dinucleotide binding; oxidoreductase activity, acting on CH-OH group of donors. The record is from RefSeq and is a predicted model, not a curated record. NCBI's taxonomy places the organism in Eukaryota, Fungi, Ascomycota, Dothideomycetes, Pleosporales, Pleosporaceae. The coding region runs from base 1 to 1854 and encodes 617 amino acids. Gene Ontology annotation, biological process: secondary metabolite biosynthetic process. The transcript has 6 exons.
AUGCUGCUCCAAAGCGUUUUCUUGCUAUGCUUCGCUAUACUUACAGAAGCUCGUACGCAUCUCGGACGUACUGCCCAGGUGAUUGAAGCAAGACAACUCAGCAAAGAGACGACAUACGAUUUCAUUAUUGCUGGUGGUGGCAUUGCGGGGCUCACGGUUGCAGAUCGUUUAACGGAGAACCCAAAUGUCACUGUACUAGUCAUCGAGUAUGGCCCGUUUGACCAGAGAGAAGAUGGUGUCAUGAUCCCUGGCGCCUAUUUUCCGGUGCCUUACCUCUGGCUGCCGUUGAUGAGUACGCCACAAACAGCGCUUGGUGGUACAUCGUAUGGUGUGCCAUGUGGCAGGGUGGUGGGCGGCGGGUCUGUUGUGAACGCCAUGUUCUUCCAUCGAUCAGACGCAGAGCUCUAUAACGCUUGGGAAGAACUGGGUGCGACUGGCUGGGGUUGGGCUGACCUGUUUCCGUAUUUCAAGAAGAGUGAGACGUUUACAGCACCGGACGCGGAUUAUGCAGCUAGUCACAACAUUACCUGGGAUGCUUCCGUCCAUGGCUUUGAGGGCCCAGUGCAGGCUAGCCAUGCUCCUUAUGACUACCCGGGUAGCGCCAACAUGUACAACGGAGCCCUAAAGCUAGCUAUCCAGCCAGCCCUAGACCCCAACAAUGGCCGCGCUCAAGGCAUAUUCCGUCUCCUUCGCUCCGUUGAUCCCAAAACGCAGACGCGUUCUUCGGCUCGAAUCAAUCGCUAUGAUAGGGAUGCGGCGAGGCCAAACUAUCACAUCCUUCCGAAUACAGCGGUAUCGCGCAUUCUGUUCGAGAAUGUCACCGCUGUAGGCGUGGAGUAUAUCGGUACGACCAGUGGCGAGAAGCACACUGUCCAAGCGAGCAAAGAAGUCAUCAUAGCUGCUGGAAGCGUUCACACCCCGCAGAUCCUGCAACUUUCUGGGAUUGGCGACACUGGUCUUCUCAAGAGCUUGGGUAUUGAGACUGUUUCAGGUCUCCCUGGUGUCGGUCGAAAUCUGCAGGAUCAUCUGGUUCUGAAAGUGAAUUACAACUAUACAUCUAAUCACUUUCCGAAUGGUGAUUCAUUGCAGUCGAACGCCACAUACGCCACAGAACAACGCGCUCUCUACGACGAUGGAAAAGCAAGCGCAUUCGACCUCACUGGCACAACUGGCAAUCUUAUGAUCCAGCUACCGCUUUCAAACUGGACAAAUGACUCCGCAUCUAUCAUGUCUCGAGCGUUUUCUCUCUCACCGAGCGAUGUACUUGGUAGCGACGUGGACCCGUCAAUUCUCGCCGGGUAUGAAAGACAGCGUGCCAUCAUUCUCAAGGACAUCAACGUAGAGGCCGUGGGCGGUCUAUCAUGGAACACCGGCCCAGAAACAAGCAUCUACAUGACCCGCCCUCUCAGCCGUGGUUCAAUCACCAUAAACUCAACUAGCAUCCUUGACGCUCCACUCAUCGAUUACGGCGCGCUGACAGACCCAACCGACCUCGACAUGUUAUACGCGAUCUACAUGAAGAACCGCGAACUAAUGGCAACACCUGAUAUUGCCAUUCUCGGUCCCAUAGAGACAGCACCCGCACCGGGCAUCAGCAAUGAGCAAGAUGCCAAGGAGAAGAUCAAAGUGGCAUUGCAGCCAAGCAACGCGCAUCAGUGCUGUACUGCUGCUAUGAUGCCAAGAGAAGAUGGCGGGGUCGUCGACCUGCAGAAUAGAGUCUAUGGCACGUUCGGACUGAGUGUGGUGGAUGCGAGUACGUGGCCGCUUGUUGCUGGUGGUGGGCCUCAGGCUAGUGUUUAUGCUGGAGCUGAGAAGGCCGCGGAUAUGAUCAAGAAGCGUCACGGAUUGCUUUGA